This is a messenger RNA of Aplysia californica (California sea hare), 1194 nucleotides long. Its product is annotated as alpha-1A adrenergic receptor-like. The record is from RefSeq and is a predicted model, not a curated record. The coding region runs from base 1 to 1194 and encodes 397 amino acids. Gene Ontology annotation, cellular component: membrane. Gene Ontology annotation, molecular function: G protein-coupled peptide receptor activity. Gene Ontology annotation, biological process: neuropeptide signaling pathway. Lineage: Eukaryota; Metazoa; Mollusca; Gastropoda; Aplysiida; Aplysiidae. The transcript is spliced from 4 exons.
AUGGAUACCGUAACAGCACUGAUAGGCGGUCAAGACGGCCACCGGGACCGAAGAGCUGGCAUUGUGAGCAAUGAGUUACAGAGAUACAUGUACUUCAAUGUGUACCUCGUGGGCGUGGAUUGUUCUUCCAUCUCUAACAUAGGUACCAUCACACUUUUAGGAGCCAUCAAAAUAACCUUGUUCAUCUACACGUUCAUCGUGAGCUGUUACCUCCCUGUCUACGCCACACACGGGCUCGGGUGGGCUCAAGCCUCUGAAGUUAAUGAGACAAAACUUGUGCUCUGGUUCUCCGACAUCCGUGAUGAGGUGGAAGUGAUGGUCGACUGGAUUGCUGUGAUGUACGUGGGUUUUGCUUGGCCUCGUGCAAUGUUUCUGGACAUCUCCAUGCUAACGACAGUCUUCAUCUCUCUUGAGCGAUGUCUCUGUGUGAUCAUUCCUCUACAUUUUAAAGGUACCAUCACACUUGCGAGAGCCAUCAAGAUCAUCUCGUUCAUCUACGCGUUCAUCGUGAGCUGCUACCUCCCUGUCUACGCUACACACGGGCUCGGGUGGGCUCCAGCCUCUGAAGUGAAUGGGACAAAACUUGUGCUCUGGUUCUCCGACAUCCGUAAAGAGGUGGAAGUAGUCAGUAAUACCGUUAACGGCAUCAUCAUACCCACUGUAUCCCACCUGACGGUCAUCAUGUGUGCCUACGUUAUGAUGUUAGGGUUAAGAUCAACGUCAAACUUUCGAAGCAAAGCCAAUACGAAAAGGAACGCUGGAGCAAGUAAUAGCACUCAACACAUUGUCGCCCCUUCUAAGAUCCUGCCAACUUCAAAAAGAGAUGGCACAACAGAGGAACAGUCACAUUACAAUGUUCGUCCUGAGAGUGAAAGCAGACAUGCGGGUACAAGUAAAAGUUCAACACUGUGUGGGAAAGAAAGACGUGCUGUGAAACUGGUGACGUUGGUUGCUAUUGUUUUUAUUUUUUGCACCUUGCCUCAGGUGGCAAUGGUGUACGCUCGACGGUUUAUUGAAGAGCUUGCUGUGAAUCGUCGGUACCAUAACAUCCACUGGACCCUUUUCGGUGUUGUUUACUUUGUGGGAGGCAUCAAUUCUUGCGUAAACAUGUUUUUGUACCUCUACGCAAGUUCAAGGUAUAGAAAUAUUUUCUUGUCUAUGGUUGAUAAAAAGCUCAAAGGAGCCUCGGCUUGA